Molecule: messenger RNA, 2030 nt
Organism: Vicia villosa (hairy vetch)
Lineage: Eukaryota; Viridiplantae; Streptophyta; Magnoliopsida; Fabales; Fabaceae
Exons: 3
Coding region: 358-1929 (523 amino acids)
Source: RefSeq, a predicted model, not a curated record
UUGCAAUAAAAAAAAAAUCACACAGCUCAUUCCCACCAUAGUAGAAUAACAUCACAGCUCAUUCCCACCAUAGUAGAAUAACAUCACUUUUUGAGAGCUAACAUUUCUCUCAUCAUACAUCUAAAUCUCAAAAAACCUAAUUACGAUUAAACACUGCAGAUUGAUUCACGCCUUAUACAUUAUGAAUCAUUGAUGGGAAUUUCCUAAUUUAGAAACUUAUAGUAUCAGUAUUAAAUGAUAGUAUUUCCAACAUCUACAUAUAUGUUUCUUUAGGUGAUUUAGGGUUUCAUCAACCUCCCCGCCAACUACAAUACAACAUUGAUCCGUCCCCGUUAAACUAACUCAUUUUUUAUAGCUAUGCAGGAAGAUACGGAAACCAUGAAGACGGUGUCGUUGAAACUUGUUGUGAACAAAGAGACGGACAAAGUCUUAUUUGCAGAAGCCGGUAAGGAUUUUGUGGACAUUCUAUGCAGCUUCUUAACAAUCCCAUUAGGAACCAUUGCAAGAAUUAUCCAAAACCACACAACCAUGGAACCUCUUACACUUGGUUCUCUCAACUCUCUUUAUAAGAGUGUAGAAAACCUUGAUUUAUCUUAUCUUACGACAAACACAUGCAAGGAAAUGCUGUUGCAUCCGAGGAACUCAUCUGAAGAUUACUGCGACACUCUUAAAUUUAACAUUGAUGAUGCUGUCGAUCCCACUAGGCCCUUCUUCGUGUGUUCCGAUUCGGCUAGUUGUAAAUUCAAAUUGUUGAGCAGUUUUAGUAAUCAAAGAUGUGAAUGUGGGAGUCCUUUGGAUCAUCAAAUUUUAAUGGAAAAAGAGAAAGUGUGCAAUGGAUUUGUCAAGGAUUGUCCAACUUUUUUAGUUACGGAUGAUCUUAGGGUUUUGCCUAACUCAAUGGAUACAAGCUUUGAUCUUCUCAAGAAUUUUGGAAUUAAAAACUCUGAUUCAGUGAAGACAAUGACUGCAAUCAUCACUCAGAAAUCACAGAUUUUGGAUCUGUUGAAGUAUUCCUUGCUAUCCAAGUCAUCUUUGACUAAUUUGUUCUUAAGAAACAAACCAUUUCUUGAGGGGACCAGUUUUACCACUUGUGAGUGUGACAUUCCAAAUAACAGUAGUAUUCAAAUCAAGCUGAAAUUGUUUUUCCGAAAAACCGAUGGUGACAUAUUGUUUGCUCAAGGUGAAGAAGAUUUUGCUGACUUCCUUGUUAGUUUUCUAACUUUUCCAUUGGGAGGAGUUGUACGCAUGUUAGGAGGAGAUUCUUCGCUGGGCUGCAUAGAUUCCUUGUACCGAAGCAUAACUGAAUUGGAUGAAAAUAAAUACAUGAUGAUAGAUGAUGUAAAGAGCAAGCUUGUUGCUCCUUGCAUUGCCCCACAGUUCAAAUCAAGCAAACAGAUAUUACAAAUUUAUGAACCACCCUCUUCUUUGUAUUAUUCUGAUUAUCAAUUUAUAGAUGGAAUUCGUCGUGUUACCAAUUUAACUUCCAAUCUUAGCGUAUACAAUUUCCUUACUGCUACAAAGAUGGAAUUAGUUGAUCCCAAAUCAUCUAAUAAGGAAGCUCAAGAAGGUUAUGUCAAGGGACCAUCAUUGUUUAUGGCUACAAAUGAUUUGAGUUUAGAACCAAUGUCUCCGACUUCAACUAUUUCUCUACUCAAUCAGUUAGAAACCCCUCCUAGUAAUAUCAUUGAAAAGGUUGUCUUCAUUGGUGUCAAGGAGGGUCUUAGCAUAUUGAAAGCAGCUUUGACAUCAACUUCAGCUCUAACAAAUGGUCUCGGUCACCUUUUAACCCAAGCUCACGACAAGGAGGAGGACGAGGAAGAUGAGUCAUAUUGGAAGAGGAAUUGGUCUAGGAUUAGGACAUAUUCAAUUGCACUUAAUUGUAUAUUUAUCAUAUUGCACCUGUUUGUAAUUUUUUUCGCAUAUAUAUGACAGUCAAAUAAUUGACAAAUAAGAUCAAAGUAAUGAUCUAAGUGACAUUGUUCCUAUUGUAAUGGGAUUUUUCUUAUUUUCAUCUUCAUUUCCAUAGCUUG